Molecule: messenger RNA, 1197 nt
Organism: Dictyostelium discoideum AX4
Lineage: Eukaryota; Evosea; Eumycetozoa; Dictyosteliales; Dictyosteliaceae
Exons: 2
Coding region: 1-1197 (398 amino acids)
Molecular function (GO): molybdenum ion binding; oxidoreductase activity
Source: RefSeq, a predicted model, not a curated record
AUGCAACAUAAUAAUAACCAAAAUGUAUCUUUUGCAAAUGAGCCAUAUAGAGAUCCAGAUUUUACAAUUAAUUUUAAAGCACCAUUUAAUGCAGAACCAAGACAAGAUGUAUUAGUUCAACAAUUUAUUACACCAACAGAGAAAUUUUAUGUGAGAAAUCAUGCACCUGUACCAGAUAUUAAUGGUGAAUCAUAUGCAUUAAAAGUAGAUGGUUUAGUUGGUAAUCCAUUAAUUUUAUCAUUAUCUGAUAUCAAAAAUAAAUUUGAAAAAGUUACAAUUAAUGCUUCAAUUCAAUGUGCAGGUAAUAGAAGAACAAUGAUGAGUGAAUAUAAAAAAGUUAGAGGAGUUGGUUGGGGUAUUGCAAGUUUAUCAACAGCAUCAUGGAGUGGAUGUAGAUUAAAGGAUAUAUUAGAAUAUGCAAAAGUAUUUACAAAGACAGAGGGUGCAUUACAUGCAGUAUUUUGGGGAUUGGAUUUUGGUUGUCCAGAAGAUAAUGGUAAACCAUAUGGUAGUUCAAUUACAAUGGAGAAAGCUAUGGAUUUAGAUGGUGAUGUACUUUUAGCUUACGAAAUGAAUGGCGAACCGUUACCAAGAGAUCACGGCUACCCAUUAAGAGUUAUAGCACCAGGUAUCAUUGGAGCAAGAAGUGUUAAAUGGUUGGAUAAAGUGACAGUGUCAUCUCAAGAGAGUGAAAGCUUCUUUCAACGUAGGGAUUAUAAAAUAUUUCAUAAUGGUGUAGAUUGGAAUAAUGUCGAAAAGUAUUGGGAUAAAACACCAUCAUUACAAGAAUUGUCAAUCCAAAGUGCAAUUUGUAUACCUGCACCAAACUCUACACUUUAUCUUCCAUUCACCAUCACUGGUUACGCAACUAGUGGUGGUGGUAGAAAAGUUGAAAGAGUUGACAUUAGUUUAGAUGGUGGUGAAACUUGGGAUUAUGCCGAGCUAAUGGGUGAAGAUAAAGGUGUUUGUAAUAAAUAUUGGAGUUGGGUACUCUUUAAAUAUACCAUUACACAAUUACCACAAUUACAAAAUAAAGAUCAUCAAAAAAUUAGAUUGGUUUGUCGUGCUUGGGAUUCUGCUUCAAAUACUCAACCAAAAGAUGUUAAAGAUAUUUGGAAUCUUAGAGGUGUAAUGAAUAAUUGUUGGCAUUUUGUUGAUAUUACAGUUUUAAAUCAAUCAAUUAAAAAUAAACUUUAA